Molecule: messenger RNA, 2243 nt
Organism: Nyctereutes procyonoides (raccoon dog)
Lineage: Eukaryota; Metazoa; Chordata; Mammalia; Carnivora; Canidae
Gene: CDC42EP3
Product: CDC42 effector protein 3
Exons: 2
Coding region: 482-1243 (253 amino acids)
Source: RefSeq, a predicted model, not a curated record
GGCGGCGGUGGCGGCGGCGGCGGCCCCGGCGCGGGCUCGGAGGCGGGCGGCGGGGCUGCAGCGGGGGCAGAGCCUGGACGGCCGCCGCCUCGGGCGCCCUCACGCCCACUCCCCGUGCCCAGUGCUGCGAGGUGCGGCGCGGGCCGACGCGGCCGGGUCCGCGGGCCGGGACUGCGCGUGCCCUCGGGAGGCGUCGGUGCGGGCGGUCCCUCCUGGGGCCGCGGCCGGGAUCGUCGGGGUGGCCGAUUUCUCCCCAACGUGGAAGGGGUUGGAUGAUGUACCUGGCUCUCCAGGACGCCCCACUUGGCUAUAACGUCAGGAAGGCCUCUUAAACCCCAGUGUCAUUUCAGAGCCACUUCUGGAAGCUACUUGAGAAAAAUGAUGUGACAGAUUUUAUCAAAAAAGGAAUUCUGGAAACGCAGCAUUCGUGAAGAAAGUGGCCCUUCUCCCUUUGGCACAGUAGACGUCCUCAAAUUCCAAAAUGCCAGCCAAGACCCCAAUUUACCUAAAAGCUGCCAAUAACAAAAAAGGCAAGAAAUUUAAACUGAGGGACAUUUUGUCCCCUGAUAUGAUUAGCCCCCCGCUUGGAGACUUCCGCCACACCAUCCACAUCGGCAAAGAGGGCCAGCACGACGUCUUUGGUGACAUCUCCUUCCUGCAAGGGAACUACGAGCUGUUGCCGGGAAACCAGGAGAAAGCGCGCGCAGGUCAGUUUCCGGGGCACAGCGAGUUCUUCCGGGCCAACAGCACGUCCGACUCCAUGUUCACGGAAACGCCCUCCCCAGUGCUCAAAAACGCCAUCUCCCUACCUACCAUUGGGGGGUCCCAAGCACUCAUGUUGCCCCUGCUGUCGCCAGUGACAUUUAAUUCCAAACAGGAGUCCUUUGGGCCAGCAAAGCUGCCCCGGCUUAGCUGUGAGCCCGUCGUGGAGGAAAAGGCUCCGGAGAAAAGCAGCCUGUUGGAGAAUGGGACGGGCCACCAGGGCGACGUCUCGUGGGGUUCCAGCGGGUCGGCGUCACAGUCCAGCCAGGGCAGGGACAGCCACUCCUCCAGCCUCUCGGAACAGUACCCCGACUGGUCGGCCGAGGACAUGUUUGAGCAUUCGGCCGCGUGCGAGCUCGUCAAGAAGACCAAGUCAGAGGAGUCCCUCUCUGAUCUCACAGGUUCCCUCCUCUCCCUGCAGCUCGACCUGGGGCCCUCGUUUUUGGAUGAGGUGCUGAAUGUCAUGGAUAAAAAUAAGUAACAGCGCCAACUCUUGGCCUGUGGGGUAAAAAGGUAUCAAAAAAUAAAAACAAAACUAACCGCAGUCGAAGACAAGAGCUUCCCCGGCUAUGUUUGCAGUUGUGUGUGAUGGGUUUUCUAAAAUAAUGUUCCUAUGAAGUAUUUUUUGUACCUGUUAAUGCCCUGUUUGCAAAAACAAACUAUCCUGGUGGCAGAAAGGAAGGGAGUGGGUCAGAACCCACUUUCGGCAGGUUUUGCAUAUGUUCAGCUCACUUUUUUUGUUGUUUGUUUCCAGACAUGUGAGAACUCUGGCUUGGCCAGGAUUUGGCACUAGCUAUGAAGGGCUGCACAAAUCACAUUAAAGACCUUGGCAGUACUCCAGCAUUUUCUGAGCAAGAAGAAGUCCAUUUAUUUAACGCCUAGGCCUUUUUUUCUAGACUCUUUUCUAUAUUACAUUAUUUGGGCUCACAGUAGCAAAUUCUUCCGUGUUAAAACUGUUCUCUGUUUUCACAUUUGAACAACCUUAUGGGUUUGGGGGAUUUUCUUGUAGCUCUUAUAUAUCCCUAUAUAUUAUAUCUAUAUUGCAAAAUUUUGACUGUCAGCUACAUGUUGGUAAGACACAAGCAAAGUAUUACUGUAACUAAGUUAUUUUUAAAGUUAAAAUAUAUUUUUAUGUGCCUUUGGCUUUUUAUUGCAGAGUCUACAUUUUAUAGAUAUUACAUCCAAUGUUGUCAUAUGACUUGUUACCAUUGGGGCUCCAUUGUAAGCUGUGUAUGUAUAUGUUUGGAAAAGUGUAUUCAUACUUAGCUUUAUUUCUUUUUCUUCAUCUGUCAGCAUACUUUUCACAGCACCCAGCAAUGGAUUGUAAAGUAUAAAGGCACAGGCUACUCAUGAUGCUUCUGCAGAGACUGUGGGCUACACCAUAUAAUGUUAUUUGGAAAUAUAGGUAUUUUAGUACAGUACAUACUUGCAUUACAUAGGUACUUCAUGCAACACAAUAAAGAGUAAAUGUUGAAAUGAAA